This is a messenger RNA of Cornus florida, 2707 nucleotides long. Its product is annotated as serine/threonine protein phosphatase 2A 57 kDa regulatory subunit B' kappa isoform. The record is from RefSeq and is a predicted model, not a curated record. Gene Ontology annotation, molecular function: protein phosphatase regulator activity. Bases 840 to 2330 code for a protein of 496 amino acids. Gene Ontology annotation, biological process: signal transduction. Lineage: Eukaryota; Viridiplantae; Streptophyta; Magnoliopsida; Cornales; Cornaceae. Gene Ontology annotation, cellular component: protein phosphatase type 2A complex. The transcript has 2 exons.
UCUUUCUCUCUCAUACCCACAUUUAACUUUCUGACCGACACUUUCCUCAUUUUUCUCGCUCCGUAUCUGCGCAUUUUCUUUACUUAUAUUUCUGAUUUGAAAUAUCCACGUUACUCUCUCUGCAUCUUUUGCUUUCUCGUUCUUUCUAUAAUCAGCAUCUGAAAUUUCUCUCAUUUUGUGUCUCCCUCUGUAUCUAUAGAUCACAUAUAUCUCAGCUUUUGAGAUUCAAAUGUUACAUUUGGGAGGUCCUCGUGUUCACUUUCUCUCUCUAAUAUUGUGACAAUCAGAAUCUAUAGGUUUUUCUCAUUUGCCUUUUUUCCGAAUGCGUGAUGAGUAUCUGCAAUUCUCUCAUGCAUUAUUUAUUAAUCUCUUUUCACAAGAAUCUUUCGAAGAUCUGAUCAUUGCGUUUCCAAGUUCUGAUCUUUAUUCCAAUCAUGUUGUGAGUGUUGUAAUUUAGGGCAUUUGCGUCCAGAUCUCAAGUUUCAAUCAGCUGUGGCGGAGAUCUAGGGUUUUAUUUUAGCCCUUUUCUGGGUUGUUUAUUCUAUCAACCAUGGUUCUGAUUUAAGGGUUUAUGUGUCAUCCAUCGAUCGUGUGUGUUGCAAUGUGGAAGCAAUUUUUCAGUAGACUGAGCUGAUUAUAGCUAUCGAUUUUAGCGAUAUUUCUAAGAUCUGUUCUUCGUCCAAAUUAUGUUGUAAUUUAGGGCAUUUGCGUCCAGAUCUAGAGUUUGAAUCAGCUAUGUCGGAGGUCUAGGGUUUGUUUGUAGCCCUUUCUGGGGUUAUUUCAUCAAUCGACAUGGUUCUCAUCUAAGGGUUUAUGGUUUAUUAAUCGACUGUGUUGCAAUGUUGAAGCAAUUUCUCAGUAAACUCCCUCGGAAGUCAUCGAAAUCCGAGCAUGUUGAUUUGGCAAGGAGUGGUUCUGCCAAUGAUUCGGUCUCUCCACGCAGAAAUUUUCAACGCACCAGCAGUGGGACAAUGGUUUCGGGCCGGCCAAAUACGGUCAAACGGAUGUCAUCAGCAGUGUUUCCGGCAAGUGUGGUUGCUGGAAUUGAGCCUCUGUUAGCAUUCAAAGAUGUUCCUAGUUCAGAAAAAUUGAAUCUCUUUAUCAGUAAGGUGAGUCUCUGUUGUGUGGUUUUUGACUUCACUGACCCAAGUAAGAAUACAACAGAGAAAGAUCUUAAGCGCCUAACAUUGAUAGAGCUUGUUGACUUUGUUGCUUCUGGACCUCCGAGGUUUACAGAACCCGCAAUCUUGGCAAUGUGUAAAAUGUGUGCUAAUAACCUGUUUAGGGUCUUUCCUCCUAAUUAUAGGUCUAACUUGAGUGGUAGCGAAAAUGAUGAUGAUGAACCAAUGUUCGAUCCUGCUUGGUCACAUCUACAAAUUGUGUAUGACCUACUGCUUAAAUUUGUGACUUCUUCUUCCCUUGAAGCAAAGGUAGGGAAAAAGUAUAUAAAUCAUUCAUUUAUUUCGAGAUUGCUAGACCUAUUUGAUUCUGAGGACCCAAGAGAAAGAGAGUGUCUGAAAACUAUUCUGCAUAGGAUUUACGGCAAGUUCAUGGUUCACAGGCCUUUUAUAAGGAGGAGCAUAAGCAAUAUCUUUUAUCGAUUUGUAUUUGAAACUGAGCGGCAUAAUGGGAUUGCUGAGUUGUUGGAGAUUUUUGGGAGUGUGAUUAGUGGGUUUGCAUUGCCUUUGAAGGAGGAGCACAAGAUCUUUCUGUGGAGGGCUUUGAUACCUCUGCACAAGCCAAAAUCAUUGGGGGUAUACUUUCAGCAAUUGUCAUUCUGUAUUACACAGUUUCUAGAGAAGGAACCAAAGUUAACUAGCUCUGUGAUAAAUGGAUUGUUGAAAUACUGGCCAAUUACAAAUAGCCAAAAGGAGGUAAUGUUCCUGGGCGAGUUGGAAGAGAUUCUGGAAGCAAUUAACAUGGUGGAGUUUCAAAAGGUCAUGGUUCCGUUAUUCUGGCGGAUGGGAUGCUGCAUCAACAGUUUUCACUUUCAGGUGGCUGAGAGGGCACUGUUCCUCUGGAACAAUGACCAAAUUGUCAACCUGAUUGCACAUAACCGACAUGUCAUCAUGCCAAUCAUAUUCCCAGCCCUGGAAAAGAAUAUCGAGAGCCACUGGAACCAAGCAGUGCUCAACUUAAGCCUAAAUGUGAAGAAGAUGUGUGCAGAGAUGGAUGAUGUGCUGUUUCUGGCAUGUGAUGCCCAUUUCAGGGAGGAACAGGCAAACCUAACAUUGGAAGCAAAGAAGCGGAAGGAAGCAUGGGAGUGCCUAGAGAAUGCAGCAAGUCGCCAGCCAAUAUCUGGAAAUACUGCUGUACUGGUAACUCCUUAGCAAUCUCUGUUGCCUGUUAAGUGGUAUUUGAUCUGCUUGACCUAGUGCGUUUUCUUUUGUUUGCUUUUUUUUUUUUUUUUUUUUUGGGGUUGUGGGAGAACAAGAGAUGUAUGGAUGUGACUGGCUGUUGUCUGGGAGUGGCAUUUUUUGGGAUUGUUCGGUGACAGCCUGUUGUUGUAACUUGUUUGAUCCCACGUAUUCCACUUUACCGAAGUGUUAUUUGCUUCAGUGGAGAAUCCAUGGUUAAGACCAUGUAGUUUAGUAGGUUAAACAAAUUAACAUCAUUUGUCAGCUCUGUCUGUGUGUGCGCUCCAGUGGUGGGUGCUAUUUGAGUUACAAACUCGGCAAAUCUUGAAAAAUUAGCCUCUUUGAACUUA